AUGUCAUACCCCAAGGAUGCUAAAGGUGCUAGAUCGAGAGUGGCCUACUUAUCCUACUUACUAGGCCGCAAACGACCUACAGUAGAAGUAGAAGAAGAGGAGGCGAAUGUCACCAUGUCGUCCUCGACCAUGAUUCACCCGCCGAUUGAAUCCACCUAUAUCUCGCUCACGACGGAAACGCAAAAGGCAACAAGCGCGGAAAUCGAACAAGUGUAUCACGACGUGCCGUGCUUGCAAUUCCAAGCUCGAGAGCACCUAAGUUACGCUCAGCGGAAGUUGAAAUCCGUCAUGCCGGCAGCUUACAAAUCCCUCGAUGCAAACCAUCCCUGGAUGACGUACUGGCUUUUGAAUUCGCAACGCCUCAUCCUGCCAAAUGACACGUCAUUGAACCCGUCGGAUAUUCCCCAGUUGAUAAAUGACAAGAUUGAGCGGUGCGUCAACGACGACGGAGCCAAUGGGAUCGCGGGCGGCACAAACCAAAUGGGCCACGUUGCGUCAUCAUACGCCGCCGUCCUCACUCUCGUACUAACGCGAAACUAUCCACUUUUACACAAGAUCAAGCCGCGCGUGUAUCAGUGGAUGCUCAGCUUGAAAAGGGGUCAGCAGCACGGAUCAUCGUACAUCAUGCACCAGCACGGCGAGCAUGAUACUCGGUCCACUUACUGCAUCUUGGUGAUUGCCUCGCUCUUGGGUGUGCUAACUGAGGAAAUCACCGCCGGAGUAGAAGAGUGGAUCUUGAGUUGUCAGACAUACGAAGGUGGAUUUGCGGGUGUGCCGCAUACCGAAGCGCAUGGAGGAUAUACGUUUUGCGCGGUGGCGGCGUUGCUUAUUUUGAACCGCGAUGCGCGGGAGUUGAAGCAAAAACUCGAUUUUGAUGCGCUUGUCAGGUGGUGCAGUGGCAGGAUGACGCUUGAAGGAGGGUUCAAUGGACGCAGCAAUAAGCUCGUUGACGCAUGCUAUAGUUUCUGGAUCGGGGCCGUUUUCCCCAUGCUUGAAGUGAUGGACCCGCGAGUGCGUGGAGUUUUUGAUCACGAGGCGUUGAGCAAUUAUCUAUUGCGGGUGGCUCAAGUUGAUGGUGGCACCGGUGGCUUCCGUGAUAAGCCAGGUAAGAACCCGGAUUAUUACCACACUAACUACAGUCUCUGCGGAUUGAGCUUGUGCGAGCAUGAGUAUGUGUGUCCAGGUGGAGAAGAAGCAGGCGAUGAUGAUGUGUUGGCGUUCGGUAUCAAAGCAAGGGAAAAUGAUGAAGGGGAGACGUUUACGAGGGCGGUGCAUCCCGUGUUUGGUGUGCCUUUGGAAGACGUUGCUGAAUGCAAGAGACAUUUCGCGAACCAGGAAGGGUAG
This is a messenger RNA of Lodderomyces beijingensis, 1344 nucleotides long. The record is from the annotation of a GenBank genome assembly. NCBI's taxonomy places the organism in Eukaryota, Fungi, Ascomycota, Pichiomycetes, Serinales, Debaryomycetaceae.